Messenger RNA from Hypoxylon fragiforme, 2373 nucleotides. RefSeq lists its product as uncharacterized. Gene Ontology annotation, molecular function: serine-type endopeptidase activity. Lineage: Eukaryota; Fungi; Ascomycota; Sordariomycetes; Xylariales; Hypoxylaceae. The transcript is spliced from 2 exons. Gene Ontology annotation, cellular component: membrane. The record is from RefSeq and is a predicted model, not a curated record. The coding region runs from base 196 to 1962 and encodes 588 amino acids.
UGAACUUUGAACUAUCUUUGAUUAAAGUUCGAAGUUGUACAUGCGAUAAAUAAUUUGCCCAUGUCACCUAUCUACAUAUCUUCAUAUCUACAUAAUCAUCUGUCUCUUUAACAAGCCUGUUUCCAUUUCCAUGCUAUUUGAAUCUUAGACGAUUCAAAUAAAACAUAGUGGGCAUGAUGUUAUGACUGAUGUACCAUGCCUAUUCUCCCCUCACUCUCCCCGCCGUCAAGUUUACGCCUUGGCUUGCGGGCGAUCGCGGGCAAGUCCGGAAAUUCGUUGAUAUCUUCAGCUGCUCGCUCCUUUUCCACAAGACAUUCUCCCAUACCACCAUGCCUCCAAUAUAGUAACGGGGGCCUAGGCGCUUACAGCCCUUCUAGGAUUCAGCCAAAGCAUCGCACCGAAAGCCACUUACCUAGGAUACAAGUUCGAACACUAUUUCGGUUCCGCGCAAUCACAAAUUACGUGAACCUACCUGAAUCUUACCAAGAUGAUACCGGGCUGCCCUUUCGAAGAGAAGAUCUGAACCAAAGGGAAAUCAAUGUGAUAUUUGGCCCGCACCUUGAGGCCGAGCGAGGAAACAGACUGCUAAGGAUAAUACAUGGUCGUCGGGUAGCAGGAACUCUGGAUGACCCGAAUCUUUCAGUCAACACCGAUGCGUUCAGUGAUGCCGACCGAGCAAAAGCCCUGGAAUAUCUGCGUGCCAAUAUUCCCGUAGACGAGAUCGUUAAUGCUGGCCUACGGGCCGAGGAUGAGCUCAGGUAUCUCGAGGAGCAGGAGCAACAAGAGCAACAAGAACGAGAAAAGGAAGCCAUCGAUCAACCAGUCGAAGAGAGUAGUCCGGAACGGCCAGCGCCACAGUCACCAGCACAACCCCCCGCCGUGGUAGAAAAGGUGAAUGUACCCAUCGGCCAGCUUCCGAAAAAGCCCAAGUCUGACUCCCCGUACGGAGAAAGUCUAUUUGACAAAAUCCGAGCGCGCAAUACCGCACGGCGCGAAGCUGAGGAGAAAAAGGCAGAGGAAGAGCGGUUGAAGCGCGAGGAGGAAGAUGCCAAGAACAAUAUUGGAACCCUACAGACGCAAGUGAAUAAGCCUAGGGAGUUAAGCCCUUUCAUGCAGAAAUGGGCUGCCCACGCGACUUCCGAUCUCAAAGAACCGCCCCCAUUGAAGCCUUGGGAGCGACUACUACCUUCCGUGGCCAUGACCGUCUUGGUUCUCGCCGGAUGCGCCAUCUUUGCUGUUAUGUAUACGCCCCCAAGGCUAUCCCAGAGAGCAUGGCCGGAUAUACCUCCAGCUGCCGCGACUUGUCUCACUCUGAUCGGACUCAACUUGUCCGUUUACUUUUUGUGGAAAGUCCCAAUGCUCUGGAAAUUCCUUAACCGGUAUUUCAUCGUGGUAGCUGCGACGCCGCGGCCCUUUCAGUUGGUUGGAGCCAUAUUUUCGCACCAGAAGUUUAGCCAUGCCAUUAUGAACAUGGUGGGGUUUUGGUUCUUCGGUACUCGGCUCCACGACGACAUUGGCAGAGGAAAUUUCCUGGCGAUCUACUUUUCAUCGGGAGUGCUGGGCUUCAUGACUAGUCUGUCAUAUCUGGUUUUUACUAAAGCGUUGGAUUGUACAACACUCGGUGCGUCGGGCGCAAUCUACGGCGUCGCUGCUGCGUUCUUCUGGUUGCAUAAGUACGACGAGUUCAAAUUGUUCGGAUACCCGCCAGACCCAUUGUCGGGACCGCAAGGCUUAGCGUUCAUCGGCCUGAUGUUGGGCCUACAUAUCUUCCCACUUUUCUCGAAGAGGGCGCGUAGUGUCGACAUACCGUCACAUUUGGGAGGCUUGGUGGCUGGCGUGAUCGGGGCGGAUCUCGUUAAGAGGCACAUGGAUGAGAAGGCGAGGGUAAGGGCCGAAAAACUGAAAACCAUGGGAGUGCUGGAGAAGACUAUACAAGUCAAGGAUGCUGAAAAGGCACUGUAACCAGCUGCUGGGUAUUGAGCUAACCUGGAAGUAUCUAUGAAGGAAGAUGUUUGCUCGUUGGAUACUUGGUAACUCUCCAUUCACCCUGUAUACUAGAUAGUAUAGAGUAAACUUGUGUACCUAAUAGGCACAAAAGACAAACACACAUAAAUAUGAAGACCAAUACAUACAAUGAAGACUUAAUACCGAAAGAUCCAAUGUUCUAAUAACCUACAUGAAACAGUAUGUUAUGCAAGCCAUUUUAGGCCAACAGAGAACCUUGGAAACUUGAUCUUAAAAUACACGAAUGCGCAUUGUGUAUUCUUUUGGUCUUCCUAGUUGGGUAAGUUGGGUAAGUUGGGUUGGCUCUUGAUGGUGUGUUGUUAGUGUAGAGGCCUAACAAUAACGAUAUAUAUAAUUAGUGUCUACGAU